This is a messenger RNA of Aspergillus steynii IBT 23096, 1147 nucleotides long. RefSeq names its product NAD-dependent epimerase/dehydratase family protein. Lineage: Eukaryota; Fungi; Ascomycota; Eurotiomycetes; Eurotiales; Aspergillaceae. Bases 60 to 1115 code for a protein of 351 amino acids. The record is from RefSeq and is a predicted model, not a curated record. The transcript has a single exon.
CUCCAAACCCCCUCCAAACCUCCAAACUAAAUCACUUUACCUCCUACCAUUCCUCCACAAUGCCCUCUCCCACCCCAACUCCCCGUACAGCCCUCGUCACCGGCGCCAACGGCUACAUCGGCAACGCCGUCUGCCGAGCCUUCGUCCGCGCCGGAUGGACCGUGUACGGCCUCACGCGCAAAACCGAAAGCAUUCCGUCACUCGCACGGGAGGAAAUAAUCCCCAUCCUCGGCUCCCCGGGUGACCUGGCCUUCCUUCCCACUUUGCUAUCGCAGCAAAAAGCCUUCGACGCGAUAAUCUCCACCACUGAAUCGCUCUACGACUACGAAUCGCACUUCGCCGAGAUCAUGGCGCUGCUGCACUCGCUGUCCUCAUCCAACAACGCAUCUGGAAUCCGCCCCCUCGUGCUCUUCACCUCCGGCUGCAAAGACUACGGGAUGACGGCGCGCGCAGACUCCCCGAACCUCGCACCUCACACGGAAUCGUCGCCGCUGAAUCCGCCCGACGUGCUGAGCCCGCGGACGUAUACGUCGCUGAAGGUGUUUGAUGACGAGCACAAGGCAGCAUUCGAUGCUGUUUUGCUGAGGCCGACGACGGUCUUCGGACGGAGUGGGAGCUUCUAUGGGCCUUUUUUCGACAUGGCGCAGGCAGCGAAAGAGGGCGAUGGAGUGUUGAGGCUACCUGCGCACCGAGAGAGUGUCGUGCAUGGGACGCAUGUAGAUGAUUGUGCGGAUGCAUAUGUGGCGAUUGCAGAGCGCGAUCGGACCGUUGUGGCUGGGCAGAUCUAUAAUAUAUCGGGGUGGAGGUAUGAGACGCUCGCUGAGGUCGGGGAGGCGUUGGUGCAGGAGUAUGGGCUGCAGGGGGUGGUGUAUGAACCGCCGGCGACAGAGGGAUUCGUGGGAUUUGAUGUCAUUGGGGUUUUGACGGGGUUUUCGCAGUGGGUGGGAAGCGAGAAAGUGAGGAACGAUGUUGGGUGGAGGGAUAAGAGGCAGUUGUUUUCGGUGGGGAUUAAAGGGUAUAGAAUUGCGUAUGAGCAGGCGGUUAGGGAGGGGCAUAGCAAUGUGUUGAGGGUCAAGGGAUACGUUCAGGCAUAUCAGAGUACGAAGACAGACUAGGUGACUAUAGUUAUAUAAAUUCAAAGCUGUUC